UCUGUUUUUCUCCGCUACAAAUUUGUUAUAUUCUUUCCUUACACAAAAUGUACAUCUUAAAGUUAGGGUUCCCUCGCUGUACUUUAAUAUUUUACAGGACAGUCCAGGCUCCUCCCGAUCACCAACGUCACCCGAUCCCUAACAAAGCGUCAACUAUAUCAACACAUUGUGAAGGCAGAUCCGCGGGGCGCUGCGCAAAGCGGGACCUGCAACGCUGCAUUUCAUGUCCGAAAAUAAUCCGUGAGAAGUGAGGCAGAGGGCGCAUUGAGAUUUCUAGAGUCACUGCAACUUCGUCGGCCGGCUUUGCUGCUGCUUUCUCCUCCUUCAGUCUGAGGCUGCAGACCGGAGGGAACUUGUAACUUGCGGAUCUGAAUCUGGAAAGAGUGACCCUUUAGGCGCACUGUCAGUUUAUUUUAAAACAGCUACAUACUUGGGAGUUACCUUCCCAGUGUUGGAAACUUCCCAAUGCAGCAUCGAUCGAAGACCUCCCGCCCACUUUACCUCUGAUCCACAAUACAGGAAGGCGGAGAGAACGAGAGAGAGAGAGAGAGAGAGAGAGAGAGAGAAAGGGAGGGAAAGAGAGUUGAGCAGCCGCAGCGGUAGAUGGAGCAACAAAGCCUGGAUGGUUGAACUGAAAGAGUCCCUCUGAGGAAAACUCAACAGCGCUUUCUGUCGUCGCCUGAUAUUUUUCUUAACUGGAACGCUGUAUCAGCUUGGAUCUCAUUCCGGAGACCCAUCCAGUGCAAACUCUCCAGAGCCAAACCAGCAGGGGGGGGAAUCGUCGCAGACGUGACAUUGAUGCUUUGGCACGGAGCGCCGCCGAAACCGUAGUUUUGCUAAAGUCUCCUGCAGCCCAGUGAGGGAGAGGUAGACCAGUUUGCGGCCGAAGUGGGAUUUGCAGAAGUUGCAUGCGUCUUCUUUGUCGUCUUGAGUGAGCCCUGUCCACCCGCUCUCAGGUUAUCAGAAGAGACCCUCCGGGAUAAUUGAGGUGCCAUGGAGCUGUUCACGGGGAUGUUGGCAUUCCUGUUGGCGCUGCAGGUCCAAGCUGGAAAUGGCCAGAGUGUACAGAUGGACUCCAGUAAGUCUGGCUUUGUGGGCUCACAAGUGGAGCUGCGCUGCAUCUUCAUCAAUAGCAACCCCCCGGUAAAGAUCUCCCAGGUCACCUGGCAGAAGCUGGUUAAUGCCACCAAGCAGAACGUCGCCAUCGCCAACCCAGCCCUGGGCGUGUCCGUCCUGCCCCCUUUCAAGGAGCGCGUGGGCUUCAAGCAGGCGGCGGUUCGCCACCGCCCCCCAUCACUGGAGGAUACCACCAUCGUAUUCUCCAACCUGCAGCUGUCCGACGAGGCGGCCUACAUCUGCGAGUACACCACGUUUCCAGCGGGCAACAGGGAGAACAUGGUCAACCUCACAGUGUUUGCUCGGCCAAUGACGCGAAUGACCCUGACAACCCCGACGAUCGUGGCCAGGGGUCAAAAGCGCAAGAUGACCGUUGCCACUUGCGUUUCAGCCAACGGGAAGCCCCCAAGUGUGAUCAAGUGGGACACGAGGUUGAAGGGGGAAGCCACCUACCAGGAGACCCGCAACCAAAAUGGCACGGUGACGGUUCGGAGCAACUAUGUUGUGAUCCCGAGCCGUGAGACCCAUAAACAGAAGCUCACAUGUAUUGUGAUGUACCGGAGUGAGCGGAUCACCGACAGCGUGGUUCUCAAUGUGCAGUAUGAACCCGAGGUGAUGAUCGAAGGGUUUGAUGGAAACUGGUACCUGAACCGUCAGAAUGUUCAGCUGACCUGCAGGGCCGAUGCCAACCCCCCUGUGACAAUUUACCAGUGGAAACUUCUGAAUGGCUCAAUACCCAGCAACGUGGAGAUCAAAAACAACACUCUGUUCUUUAAGGGGCCCGUGACCUACGACCUGGCUGGAACCUACGUCUGUGAUGCGACCAACGGCAUCGGGACGCGCACUGGAAGCGUGGACGUCAACAUCACAGCUUUAGAUCAUCCAACACAUUUUAUCAUCAACAACAAUAACCUGAACCUCCCUAUCAACCCGACACCCAGGGGCCAUGGCGUCUCGCAGGACCAGCACAGUGCAGGUGCCGCCAUCGGGGGCGCUGUGGGGGGAGGAAUACUGUUGAUCUUGGCGGCCAUACUGGUCUUCGUGUUCCUGCGCCGUCGCCAGCGCACCUUCAAGGGAGACUACAGCACGAAGAAGCACGUGUUCGGAAACGGGUACAGCAAAGCGGGCGGUCUGCCUGCGCAUCCCCCCAUCCCCAAGAACCUUCAGUACCCGGAUGACUCGGACGACGAGAAGAAGCCAGCACAAAUCGGCAACACUGGGGGAUUUGAGGCGAGCGAGCGGAAUUUCGAUGCUGAAUCCGAGGACCUGAAGAGACCAUACUUCACUGUAGAUGAGGGGGAGAGCCGAGAUUAUGAGGAGCGGACUCUUGCCUUCCAGUACGACCCAGAACCUGAAAUAGCCGAUGAUAUGAUCUCUCAAACCGACGGCUCUGUCAUUUCUAAGAAAGAGUGGUACGUGUAGUGGCAUACAACCGAGAGCAACCAGUUGUCCCUCACCUGCAUUCCACCUCACCUCCCCUCAUACCCACCUACACCCCUCCCCACCCUCCCUUCGUCAGCCUGCACCUCCCACAGUGGCAUUUCCACCUCACUCCCUCCUUCCCCGCAUCAGACUCCAUCCAACUAAUCACUGUUAGAAAGUCAAGGGUCUAUUUAAAGUCCAAGAAAACGACUUCUCAACAUAACAGCAUUGGUAUCACUUUCAUCAAGUUAACGGGAAAAGAAUACAAACUAAGGUAUGUAAAUGGACUCAGUGUGGCUACAAGGCCAGAAAGGUGAUUGGUUAAUACUGUUGUAUUCUACUUUUAUGUGUAUUUUAUUUUUCAUGUUUGAAAUGUAUUAAAUGUAUAAAAAAAAAGAAAACAGGUUAAGGUUUUGCUGAGCACAUUUGUGAAAGUCCUACACUGGAUGUAUGGGGUCUUUUUUGUUCUUUUUUCAUUGGCAUUUGCAAUUUUGUCAUUUUUAUAUUCUCUUUUUGUAUGAUCUGCAGAGAAAUGAGAGUUAUGUGUCUGACAUAUUUACAGAUGGAGUUCAAAGUGUUUGAAACUUUAUGGUCAAAUGUUUCAGGAAAAAAAAGAUUAAAAAAAAUUAAACUAGCUGUACAUAUGUGUAUCAUUUAUGACGCAAGCACGUUGUUGUUCUCCAAAGACAUUGUUAAUACAUCUUGACCCUCAUCUUGAAUUAUUUUUGUUUACCAAAAGGGUGUCAGCUACUGAGCCAUGCAGACAUGUGGUGGCGACAUCAUAACAUUCAAUUACUUAAUUUUAUUGCUAACAUUUCAUAUUAGGGAAUUAUAAAAUCAUUGGAGAGAAGGGCUGAAGCUGGCUCAAUGUUCUAUUUUUCAAUUUAUUGCAAAAGCAGUGUCUUGCAAAGGUAAUAAUGCCGCUUGAACUGUUUCACAUUUUGUCACAUUACAACCACAAACCUCAAUGUAUAUUAUUCAGAUUUUACGCAAUAUACCAACAUUAUGUAGUGCAUAACUGUAAAUUGGAAGGAAAGGGACAUGUUAUGUAGAAAACCUUUUGCAAAUUUAAAAUUUAAAACUGUGAUGUGGAUUAAAAUUCAGCCACUUUCCCUCUUUUACCCUGAAGUAAAAUCUAGAUCAAACUGGCAGAUCUGAAAGACCUCAUCUAAAAAGCAACCAAGAGGGUGACUGUAGCUCUGGAGUAACUGUAGAGAAUCCAUAGCUCAGGUGGGAAAUCUGCCAGCAUGACAAGCAAUAGUUGUACCCUCUGAAAUUGACUCCUUUUGGAUGAGUGGCAAGAUGGUUGAAUUGUUCAAAUAAAGCUAUAAGAAGUCCCUUCUGCAGUUUGCCAAAAUCCAUGUAGGGGACACAGUAAACAUGUGGAAGAAGGUGCCCAUGAAACAUGGUGGUGGCAGCAUGAUGCUGUGGGAUGCUUUUCUUUUGCAGGGACAGAGAAGCUGAUAAUAGAUGCAUAGAGCUACUGACAGGGCCAGCCUGAAACAAUACCUGCUACAGACCACAAAAGAUGACCGUAAGGAUAGUGCCAGAGCUACAAGGGAAUGCUUUAGAUCAAAGCAUAAUCAUAUGUUAGAACUGCAUAGACCUUAACCUCACUGUGAAUCUGUAUCAGUGUUUAAAAACGGAUGUUCAGAUGCUCUCCAUCUAGUCUGACAGAGGUUCAGAUAUUUUGCAAAGAAGAAUGAGCCAAAACUGGUGGACACAACUCAAGUAACUCAUAAUCAUUAAUAAUAUGAUAUACCAUGUUUGGAAAAGCUGCGUUCAAUUUCACGAACCACAACCAGGCCUGAUUACUCCAAGUUCUAUAAAAUCACUUUAAAUAAUACCUUUCUGUUAGCAUAUAGUAGGCUAAAAGAUCUCAAAAGGUAAUACAGCAUGCCAUGAUCUAUAGAAAGUUACUGAGAAAAUGAGAAAUCUAUUCAUUGCAAAGGGAGCUUCUACAAAGUAGUGAUUCAGAUUGUUACUUACAAAAAAUUUAGAAAAUCAUGUUUAAUUUGCUUCUUUUUUAUAAUUGUGCCCCACUUUGUGUUGCUCUAUCCCAUAAUAUUUCAAUCACAUCCAUUGAUUUUUGUGGUUGUAAUGUUCAAAAUCUGGAAAGGUUCCAAGGGUAUGAUUUCUUUCGUAAGGAAUUAUGUCCAAAAGACAUUUGCUAAGCCUCACAGGAUCACUAAUAAUGCUCAGAUAUGUUAUGAUUGUCACUUGACUUGAACAGUUUGACCUGUGUACACGCGCUCAAAAAUCUUACCACUUUAAUGAAAUGUCUUGCUGGGGUUUUUUUGUGUUUGUGUGUGCGUUUUGAGCUGCCAUAAUUAUGUUUGGUUCUGACCCCUUUUUAUCAAAUGGAUGUCAGCAAAAAGUGUCUGAGGAAAUUUCCAGUAAUGGUUCUGCCUCUCCUAUUGUGACUGUUUACUAAAGAACUGGCUUACAUCAACCUCAUUUUCCACCAGGAGUCAUCCAUGGACACAAAGGACUUGAACAAGAGGGGAAAUGUCAACUGAUGCUUUUAUUUACGCCAACAGAGAAAAUAUUUUAACAAGUAAAGGGAUUUGAAAACAUAAUAGUGGUCAUGCUGCCAAGUUAGAAGGCAGCAUAAGAACUCGACUGCUGCUUUUAUGAUGUUUCUUUCUUUUCCUCCUUUCCAAUUGAAUUCCAGCUAUUUUUGAGUGAUUUUACAGUAAUGAAAUGUUUUUUUUUUUGCCUUAAUGUCAAGAUCUAUUUCAGCAUAUGGGGACACACUGACUCUGUAUGCAAGCAUUAUACAGUAUAUAUCCUUAUCUGUUUUUAAAAUUGAUGUUAGCAAGUGCCAAUGGAUGCUAGUAUAGCAGAAAGUCUUGUUUUCUCCUCAGCUCUGAGGUCCAUUAAGCAAUCAGUAAAAUGUAUUUCCUUCAAACAAAAAAAAAAAAUCUCAAUGUGAAAUAUUUGAGAUAAAAGAAGCAUUGCAGUAAAUCUGUGGAUGUAAACAACAUAUCUGACUAGCUCUGAGCACUAUAAAUACUGUAUUAAGCCUUAUUUCAUGCAUGUUUUUGUGUGUGGGAGUGGAAGUGCAUUUGUUGGUAUUUUUUUACAGUCAAUUCCAGUGUGUUUUUGUCCUCAUUUGCAGCUUAAAAAGGCGACAAAAUCCUUCUUUUUUAAUGUCGCCAGUGUUGGCAGAGCUAUGAGUUAAUCGGUACGCAGUACCCAGCAACAAUAUUUCAGUCAAUACAAAAGUACCUAUAUAAAUAUAUGUUGAAAUGAUAAAGAAGACAAAAAAAAAAAAAAACAUCCCUGUGAGACAUUUUCUUGCAGAUGUGAAUGUUUUAUAGUCCAUGCUUGUCUACUGUAUGCUUUUAGAUGAGCAUGUUAAUCAUGAGCCUCAAUCUAUAUUGUAUAAUAUACAUAAACAAGCAUUGAACAAUGAGGGAUAUGUUGUUCUUAUUAGAAGUCACUUUCGUUCUGUUCCAUUCAGUUCUGCUCCGAUUCAUAUUUGAAUUGCCUUAUUUGGUUUUUACACAGACAGGACAUGGCUCAAAAUAAACUAAGCAACAGUAGCCAGUUUCUUCUGUCACUGUUGGCAUAAUAGUUGUUUUCUGACACAGGCAGGGGGAAUGCUUUAUUGUAAUUUUUUUUUAGUCUAAACAUGUUUGAACCACAGCAUUAUAAGAAAACAGAGCACGAUUUCUGUUUUUGGUCUUUUAUUCAGUGCCUAUCAAAGUGAGGAGGUGUGAGGUAGUCAUAGCAAACACUUCCAGUUUAUUUAUGCUCUUCAUUACCCAAACGGAUGAAAAAAAACAAACUGUUCAAAAAGUAUUCAUACUUUCCAUGUUUUUUCCAUAUAACACCCACAGACUUCAGUGUGAUUUAUGGGAGUUUUUGUGUCAUAGACCAAAGAAAAAGUGAUGCAGAAAUGUGAAGCAGAAGGAAAAGGAUAGACCCUUUUACAGACAACUUUUCUAAAGAAAAUUGUGAUCAUCAAGUUUGGCAUACCUUUGUCUUCAGUCCCCUUUUACAAAGAUAGCCCUGAAUAAAUAAAAUCAACAAAUUGCCUACAGAAGACUACUAACUGUCAGAACUAUGUACUACUCAGGGUUUCUGCAGGAUCUUUACGUGUAAGUCGUAAAAACGUUUACUCAGCUCAAUUUUAGACCUUAGAAACUCGAAAAUUUGUCCAGAUUUUACACAUAGUUUUACAUCUUAAAUUUGUGUUUUUGUGACUUCAUUGUUUUUUACAAUAAGGAGAUUAUUUUUUUUGACAUAAGCUCUUUGAGAGGCAAUUAAAAUCAAUACAUUUUAGCGACAUUAUCCGCUACCAGCUCCUUCAUGGUGGUAAAGUGUAUAUUUACAAAAGGUUUAACUUGAAAGCCACGUUAUUUAGAUCUGGCGAAAACCCGCCAUCAGUAACCGUUCUGAGGUUUAGCCCAAACUAGAACGAGGCAUUGUUGACUGGGUGUAAGUACAUUCAGAAGUAAAAAAAAAACAUUUUACCUUACAUUAUUAAGCACAUUAAAUAUUUACGUUCAUUUCAUUUCUUUUUUAUUUAUGCUGGUCCUAAAUUUAAGUUUUUAUGAUUAUAAUAACUUCUUAAAUAAUGUUGAUCAUGGCUCCCAAAAAUUAAACAAAAGUUUCUGAAAUUCUGAUUACUUUUACUUUAACAUUUGUUCCCUAAUGUUAUCUAACAAGCCACUGAGGGCUUCACCAAACAACUAUAUUUUCUAAAGACAAUUGGAUACACAUGAUUUUGUCUGUAAAGUUACUGAAUACACAUGGACACCUUUCCGUUUUUUAUUUGAAAGGAAAAAAAUGAAAAAUAUUUUGUAAUUUACCCUCCUCUUCACCAUUAUGAGCUACUUUAUUUUGGUCUUAAUUACCAUCCCAAUGAAAAUGCAUUGGGGGUUUUUGUCAGUAACAUACGAAAAUGUGAAAAAGUUCCAGGGAAGUGAAAAACAUUUACAACGCAGACUGCAAAUCUCUUGUAUUUGACAUAAAUGAUCAUUUACGUGCUGUUCAAUCUAGUUAGCUUUCUUUCCAGCACUUUACUAACACUGCAUCUAUAUUUGAUCACUAAAUCAAAUUCAAAGCUACAUUUGUUGCCAUUUUAACUAACAACAGCUAAAUGUUACAUUGCACUCAAUAUUGAAUAUUUGUCCUGAAGAGGUCUAAAUUCUGCAGCCUAACUGGUUGUUAAGAUUCUUCUAAGCUUUUAAGCACAACAAUUGCAACUGUAAUCCAGUAAAAAGAACCUUGCAUGUCUAAAUGAAUGAACAUGGCCCCUAUUUGAAAGCACAACUGAAUGGUUUCAUAUGUUUUUUGUUUCUGAUUUUCUUAUGAAACCACUGCCACAACUGCUUCUCAGACAUGUUGGACAGACAAAAAACACUUUAGGAUUGAUAUGUACAUUGUUAAAUAUUAACAUUCAUAUUACGGAGGUGUUCUGACUUUCUAUUUUAUAAUAGUGACUGUAACUUCAUUCCAUCCUAAUCUACUUUUGUAUUCAGUAUGUUUAACAUUCCACUGUAAAUAUUGUACAUAAGGUGGAGAUUAUAGUCUGGGUUUAUUAGGGAGCUUGUCGUGUAAAAUAAACCUUAUCGGAGUGCAAACAUGGAGACUCUGAUGGAUAGAUGAAGUUGAUGCAUAGCUUUUUCCCAAAGUCUCGACUAAAAACCGCUCCUCUAGUACCUUUUUAACAUGCCAAUAGUGACUUCACUGUCAUGCAAAGGGGUAAUGUAUAUGGUCUGUCAAAAUGGUAUCGCUGAAAGAAUCUCAAAAAGUAAAAAAAAUAAUAAUAAAUCUGUUUGUAUGCAGCCAUGUGAAUGUAUAUUUCUGAGGGUGUUACAAAUAUAAGAAUAAAAAAUUAAUUGUUCAAUUGUGAUGACCCAGUAAAGUAACUUGUAUUUGUUUUGAGCAUUAAAUGAGUUCAAUAGUCAA
Molecule: messenger RNA, 8460 nt
Organism: Girardinichthys multiradiatus
Lineage: Eukaryota; Metazoa; Chordata; Actinopteri; Cyprinodontiformes; Goodeidae
Gene: nectin1b
Product: nectin cell adhesion molecule 1b
Exons: 7
Coding region: 994-2538 (514 amino acids)
Biological process (GO): homophilic cell-cell adhesion; protein localization to cell junction; heterophilic cell-cell adhesion
Cellular component (GO): adherens junction
Source: RefSeq, a predicted model, not a curated record